UUUCUGUUCAUCUGAGUGGCCCACCUUUGGUGUUGGGUGGCCCGCUGAUGGCACUUUUGAUCUGAAUGUUAUUAGGGCAGUUAAACAGAAGAUUUUUGUUCCAGGUACCCAUGGACACCUGGACCAGCAAGCCUAUAUCUGGGUCUGGGAGGACUUGGUGCUAGACCCACCUAAGUGGGUCCGGUCUCUCCAGGCCAACUCAUCUGCACCACCUACUGACCAAGCCCCCCUCCUUCUAACCAAAACCCCUGAACCGCCUAAGUCUUCUCCGUUAACCCCGACACCUGCACCCCUGCCAGAGUCGCAGGCUGACCUCAUUUCUCUUGAUCUAGAUCCCCCGCCGCCCUACAGACCGCCGCCACAGCCAGCUGGGGCAGAAUCCGGACCGGCUCUGGUCUCCCCCUCAGGGCCGGCACAGGGCACCCGGCAAAGGAGGGCAUGCCCUCAUGAUGAGGUCCCACCGGCAGUCACACUGCCCCUGCGCCCCAUUGGGGGAACCAUUGAGGAUGGGGCUGGGGGAGACAUGCCUGCCCUCCAAUAUUGGCCGUUUUCUUCCUCAGAUUUAUAUAAUUGGAAAAAUAAUAAUCCACCCUUUUCUGAAGAUCCCACCCGACUAACCAGGCUCCUCGAGUCCAUUAUGUAUUCCCACCAGCCUACUUGGGACGAUUGUCAGCAACUUCUGGGGGUCCUUUUCACCACAGAAGAAAGGGAAUGCAUCCUCCUAGAAGCUAGGAAGUUGGUCCCUGGACCAGACGGACGGCCAACCCAGCUCCCCAAUCUCAUUGAUGAGCGUUUCCCCUUGAGACGUCCGGCCCGGGACCUGAACACUCCAGAAGGUAGGGAGCAUCUGUCCCUCUAUUGCCAGACUCUAAUGGCGGGUCUCCGUGCAGCGGCCAGAAGGCCCACUAAUUUGGCUAAGGUAGGUGAGGUUCUUCAAGGGCCUGAAGAAACCCCCUCUGCCUUCCUUGAGAGACUCAUGGAGGCAUAUAGAAGGUAUACCCCCUUUGACCCACAGUCAGAGGAAUUGAGGGGAGCAGUAAGCAUGGCCUUUAUAGGACAGUCCGCCACAGAUAUACGGCGGAAGUUGCAGAGAUUAGAUGGAUUGCAAGGGCUGAGCCUGAGAGAUCUGGUUAAAGAGGCAGAGAAGGUCUACUAUAAGCGAGAGACUGUGGAAGAAAAAGAGAUUCGACUGGAAAAAGAAAGAGAGGAAAAAGAAAAACAACGACAAAAACGCCAGAAUCGGGAUUUGACACAGAUUCUUGCAGCCGCGGUAAGAGACGGGCCAGAGCCACGGGGGCGAGGAGGAGGAGGAGGCCGGGGAGGCCGCUCUCCUCUGGGACCAAACCAAUGUGCCUACUGUAAAGAGGAAGGUCAUUGGGCCAGAGAAUGCCCAAAGAAGUCAAAAGGGCGAGGUCGACAGGUCCUUGUCCUUGAAGACUGAGGGAGUCAGGGUUCGGAUCCCCUCCCCGAGCUCCGGGUAACAUUUGAAGUGGAGGGGACCCCAGUGGACUUUGAGGUGGACACAGGGGCAGUCUACUCAGCCAUCCAGCAUCCGCUGGGGCCUCUAUCUACCCGAAAGUCACUGGUUCAAGGAGCGAAUGGAAGCAGAGAGAGACCCUGGACCACCCAGAGAACAGUCAACUUGGGAAAAGGUACUGUACAGCAUUCCUUCCUAGUCCUGCCUGACUGUCCGGCGCCGCUUUUGGGCAGAGACCUCCUGACAAAAUUGGGAGCUCAGAUCUCCUUUACCGCUCAGGGCCCAGAAUUAAAAUUUGCACACCCAAAAGUGGGGGACCUCCAUCUCCUCACAUUAGAACUCCCAGCCACUGAGGAGUAUCGGUUGUAUGGAGCAGCAGCUAAAGCCUCUGUAACUACUGUCUCACUGAACAAUGAGGGAUGGAUCCACAGGUUUCCUAAUGCAUGGGCAGAGACAGGGGGCCUUGGACUGGCUAAAGAACAACCUCUGGUGGUUGUCACCCUUAAGCCCACCGCAGUGCCUGUGCGUGUAAGACAAUACUCGCUCUGUCGAGAAGCCCGGGAAGGCAUAAAACCCCACAUCAGGAGGUUUCUGGAACUGGGCAUUCUGAAACCAUGCCAGUCAGAGUGGAACACUCCACUCCUACCGGUAAAAAAGCCAGGAACAAAUGACUACAGACCGGUCUAGGAUCUGAGGGAAGUAAACUCCCGGGUGAUAGACAUUCACCCUACAGUGCCCAACCCCUACAAUCUCCUGAGUACAUUGCCUCCAGAGCACAAUUGGUACACUGUUCUGGAUUUGAAAGAUGCCUUCUUCUGCCUACCCCUCCACCCAGAUUCCCAAAAGCUCUUUGCUUUUAAAUGGUCAGACCCUGAGGAAGGGAGGACAGGGCAGCUAACAUGAACUAGACUUCCGCAAAGAUUUAAGAACUCCCCAACAAUCUUUGAUGAGGCCCUACACCGAGACCUUCGGAGGUAUCGAGAGACCUCCCCUGAUGUCACUCUCCUCCAGUACAUAGAUGAUUUACUCCUGGCAGCUGAAACUCAGGACACCUGCAAACUUGGGACUGAAAAACUUCUAGAUACUCUGGCUAGCCUGGGGUACAGGGCAUCUGCCAAAAAGGCGCAGAUCUGUAAAAACAAAGUCACCGUCCUUGGUUACUCCUUGGAAGGAGAAAAGAGAUGGCUCACGGAUGCCCGGAAGCAAACCGUGGCCAGCAUACCAACUCCAACAGAUCGCCGGCAGUUACGCGAAUUCCUGAGCGCAGCUGGGUUCUGCAGACUCUGGGUUCCAGGGUUCGCUGCCAUAACAGAGCCUUUCUCUCCCUUAUUAAAAGAAAAGACCCCUUUUGUCUGGCAGGAGGAGCACCAGCUUGCAUUUGAGAAGCUGAAGAAGACACUCCUGUCAGCCCCGGCGCUUGCUCUCCCGGAUGUGAGUAAACCCUUCACCCUGUACUUACAUGAGAAGGGUGGGGUGGCUGUCGGCGUCCUAGUGCAAGCCCUUGGUCCAUGGAAAAGACCGACUGCCUAUCUAUCAAAGCGGCUUGAUCCUGUAGCCAGGGGAUGGCUGACCUGCCUCCGGGCAGUGGCAGCAGCCGCCAUGCUGGUGAGGGACGCAGAUAAAUUAACUCUGGGACAGCAUCUGACUAUUAUAGCUCCCCAUGCAUUGGAGAGCAUUGUCCGCCAGCCGCUGGACCGAUGGCUCAGCAAUGCUCAAGCCACAUACUAUCAGACAACUCUCCUGGACCGGGACCGCAUCACUUUCGGGCCCCCAUCCGUCCUUAACCCAGCCACCCUCCUCCCAGUUGCCCAACAAGAAGAGGUGGGAGAGCCAGUGCAUGACUGUGGUGCCAUCCUGGCAGAGGAAACUGGGGUCCGGACAGAUUUAACAGACCAACCACUGGCCAACCCGGACCUGAUAUGGUAUACGGAUGGCAGCAGUUUCCUAAAUGAGGGGCAGCGGAAGGCGGGAGUGGCAGUGGUGGACAAAAAUAAGGUCAUCUGGUCUAGCAGCCUCCCAGAGGGGACCUCGGCUCAAAAAGUCAAAUUGAUUGCGCUCACCCAAGCCCUCACCAUGGCAGCGGGUAAGCGAGCCACCAUCUACACAGAUAGCCGGUAUGCAUUUGCAACCGCGCAUGUGCAUGGGGCCAUAUACAGGGAGAGGGGACUAUUAACAUCGGCAGGAAAAGAAAUUAAAAAUAAAAAAAAAAUCGAGGCGCUACUAGAUGCCGUCAUGCUGCCUCGUGAGCUGGCCAUCGUACAUUGCCCAGGACACCAGAAGGGCGACUCCCCAGUUGCAGUUGGGAACCGGAGGGCUGACCAAGAAGCAAGGGAGGCAGCUCUCCGAGGCAUCAGGCACCUGACAGUCCAUCUGACACCCCCUAAAAGCCCAGUCUCUGAAGAGCCUCUGGCCCCUGAGACUCUGAAGGACACUUUGGAACGAAUCCACAAGCUGACCCAUCUGGGUAGCCAGAAGUUAGUCCAACUCACAGCAGAGAAUAAAACCCACUGCCCGUCUGAAAGGAAGCGGAUGGCAGAGGAAGUGGUGGCAGGCUGCCAAGCCUGCCAGCAGGUUAAUGCAUACCCUGGUCGGUUGGCUCCUGGAAAGAGACUACGAGGGAGUCGACCAGGCCAACACUGGGAAGUGGACUUUACUGAAAUACGGCCAGCUAAAUAUGGCCUAAGGUAUUUACUGCUGUUUGUAGACACAUUUACAGGAUGGGUGGAGUGCUACCCCACCAAAAAGGAGACUGCAGCUGUGGUUGCCAAGAAAAUUUUGGAGGAAAUCUUCCCAUGAUUCGGACUGCCUCAGGUAAUCGGGUCAGAUAAUGGCCCAGCAUUCGUGGCUCAGACUGCAAGCUUUGGCGGUCGUCCAGCACACCCUGUGGAAACAGUUGUCUGCCGCGUACCAGCCCAGUGGAGAUGGCCCUGCCCACCGGUU
This is a messenger RNA of Peromyscus leucopus (white-footed mouse), 4417 nucleotides long. RefSeq lists its product as uncharacterized. Gene Ontology annotation, biological process: proteolysis; DNA integration; virion assembly. The record is from RefSeq and is a predicted model, not a curated record. Gene Ontology annotation, molecular function: nucleic acid binding; zinc ion binding; RNA-DNA hybrid ribonuclease activity. NCBI's taxonomy places the organism in Eukaryota, Metazoa, Chordata, Mammalia, Rodentia, Cricetidae.